Messenger RNA from Schistosoma rodhaini, 5214 nucleotides. Lineage: Eukaryota; Metazoa; Platyhelminthes; Trematoda; Strigeidida; Schistosomatidae. The record is from the annotation of a GenBank genome assembly.
AUGCAUUCGCUAAUCCACUACCAGAUUAACGUGUUUACGUUUCUGUUUUAUUUCUUGGUCCAACAUAUUACGACCUACCCCAGUCGCUCUAAGGAGAUAGUUUGUACGCGUGCAGAUAUACGGCACCCAUCAAGUUUAACAAGACUUUUGCGUUGCACUGUCAUAGAAGGUGAUUUGUUUGUUGUUUUCACGCGAAUACCACGGGAUGCAAGCCUGCCAUUUCUGAGGGAAAUAACUGGAAGUCUGCUUGUGUAUGAUGUUGAAGGACUAGAUGAUCUAUCCAAUCUAUUGCCAAACCUUACUUUGAUCAGAGGACAAACACUGGUGUUCGGUUAUGCCGUUGUCAUUAAAAGUACAUCACUCAAGAAUAUCGGUCUUUUUUCCCUCCGAGUGAUUCAGCAAGGUGGAGUACGUAUAGACAGUAAUCCACAACUGUGCUAUGUAAGGACUAUUGACUGGGAUGUAAUCCUUCAGGGUCAAAAUGGGGACGUGUCUUCGGUUAAGAUCGUUAAAAAUGGAAUAAUGUGUCCAAAUACCUGUUCAUCUGGUUGCUCUGUGGCUUCACAAAGUACUGGUCGGCUUUCAGCAAUAGGACUUUGGAGCCCCUUAUUAAGAGAUAUUUCUCCUACUGAUGGACAUUGUUGGUCAAUGAAUGAGUGUCAAUCGAUAUGCCCUUUAAACUGCACACUUCUUAAUUUGACUUGUACAAUGAAACGUCCUCAUAAAUGCUGUCAUCCAGAAUGUCUUGCUGGAUGUUACGGUGACGGCCCAAGUAUGUGCGUUGCGUGUAAGAACGUUAUGCACGAAAACCGAUGCGUCUCACAAUGUCCAGGCGGAACUUUCAAGUAUCUUAAUCGAAGAUGCGUCACAGAAUAUCAGUGCUUAACUCAAUUGCUCAAUUUAACUUAUGCUGAUUCACCAAAUAUGUCAGAUCAUCACGCGAAUAGUUUUUCAAAUCAUUCAUUUCCACGGGAUAUCAUGGCUAAAAUAGACUCGGAUUUCACUAUUUUCAAUGGAUCUUGCCUUUUAAAUUGUCCUGUGGGUUAUAAGAAGUCAUCUAAAACCGGUCAUUGUUACCCAUGUGGAGAUCAGUGUGAACUUAAACAUUGUCGUGAAUUUUUAAUACAUAGUUUGAAAGUACUUGAUACUCUGGCUGGUUGUUAUUCGGCUAAAGCUAUUUACCUUAGUAUUCAAGAAGGUCAACCUGAAAUUGUGGCUCUUUUAUUGGACAGGGCAUUUGCAAAUCUAAGAGUGAUACAUCAUAGUCUGCGUAUAGUACGCUCUUCUGUUCUUAAUAAUCUAAAUUUUCUACGACACGUUCGUUCUAUUGGUCAAAUAGGGGGAAAUAUUUCCAAUCACCCAAUCGUUUUUGAGUUAUUUGGAAAUGACAAUUUACGUGAUCUUUGGUCUUUAACAAACGAUGCUAAUAAUAAUGAUGAUGGUCUACAAAUUUUAUCCAAUGGUUUAAUCCGUUUCACUCAGAAUCGGCAAUUGUGUCCUGAGAAGAUUUUUGAACUGUUCGACUCUAAUAAAAUCAAAUUAGAGGGAAAUAAUAUCACACUUACACAAGCCGAACGUGAAAUGAUAACAAUUACAAAUGGAGAUUUAGCUUACUGUAAUUGGCGUAAAUUCGACAUAAAACUUAGUGGUCUUAGUUCACAUAGUGUUCGUGUUAUAUGGCCCUAUCCGUCUACCAUCCAGUUUGCGGAUACAUCUAUGAAUGCUAACUUUUCACAUGGUUUAAAUUCUAGCUAUGUGGAUGAACUUGUUUUAAUGUAUCUUUUCUAUCAGCCAGCCCCUAAAGAUAUUCCAAAUAUUGUCAAAGACCGAAGAGCCUACGAUAAGAAUUCAUGGCGUAUGUUAACAGCAUCAUGUGAUUCGAAUCCUGGAGACAAUAUUCCAGAACUUCCUCAUUUAGAAUUAUAUUGUGGAUUAACUUUAUUUAAAUUGGAAUCUGCUACGCGUUAUGUUGUCUACGUGGAGAUGAAAUUCCCUCUGAAACGAACUGGCGCUGUUAGUAAUUUGGUUUACUUCACAACAUUAUCGAUCAAUCCAUCUCCUCCCCAGUAUCCGUGGUUGGAACCUGUCAAUAAAAAUUCACUUCGUUUAACGUGGAUGCCACCGGCGAAACCAAGUGGGAUCAUUGAUACUUAUUUGAUAUGGAUUCGUAUUCUUGAAGAUAAUCCAUCUAAUUAUUUGACACAGGAUUUCUGUAUACACAAACCUAACUGGAUCCACUCGGGUUGGGAUACAAAUUUACCAAUCAGGCACACAGAUCAUAUUAAUUUUGAAAGGGGUUACUGUGAUUCUUGUUUAUCUUGUCCUAACUUGCAUGAAAUUGAACAACUUUCAAAUAUACAGACAAUUUCAUCUUCAAACGAAAAUUAUUGGCCUUCGUCUGUGAGCAGAUGGAUGACAGAUGAUUCUGGGAACCUUUUGCCAGUAAAUAUUGUGGAUGAAAAUUUUUCACUCAAAUCCGGUACAGUAGGUCUCAUUGUACAAAAGAACAUUUCAACUUAUUUCAAAGAUAUUUCAUAUUUCCAAACGAAUCCUCAGAAAACUUGUAUUCAGUCAGUUAAUGAGAACGUAAAAUAUUUAACAGGAUUGUCACCAUUUACAAGAGUGCUUGUUGAAAUACAAGCUUGUUUAGAGUACGAUUCAAUUUCUCAUGAAAAAUCAUUAAAAGCAAAAUGUAACUAUCCACCACCUUGGUUUAAUAAGAAAUCUGGAAUUAUUGUUCAUCUUGAUCAACUUCAACAUCAAUGGGCAGCCUGUGAGUAUGAACUAUGCAGUCCAAGAUCUACCGUAAUAAAUCGUAUAAAUCCUCAUGUUGAAUCUGAUAACAUUCCUGUAUCUUCAAUUUAUGCAUCCUCUAAUGGUCCGGGUAGUAUACGUAUUACAUGGUCUAGUCCUAUUAAACCGAAUGGUUUAAUUAUACAUUAUAUAUUGCGUUAUAGACCAAGAAAUCAUGACAAUCACACAGACAAUUAUUCAUUUUCAGACUUGUCUGUACCAUGGUUAACAAAAUGUGUAUCGUUAAGUCAUUGGGCAACAGUCAAACCAGAACAGAAAUCAUUGACUUCAAGUUUAUUUACGGAUUUUAAUAAAAAGAUAGUAUCACGAAGUGAACGUGGUUCUAAUGGUGAUGGUAAUACUACUAAAGGCGGGAUCUUAAUCAAAGAUCUGUCUCCAGGUAGCUAUGAAUUCCAAAUCUUAGCCAUUUCGCUUGCCGGUAGUGGAGAAUGGAGUCCUACUGAAAUUUUCAAUAUUCCAUUCUAUACAGAUUAUAAUGGCAUAGUGAACCAAAGAAAACUUGCAAAUAUUUGCACAAUCACUGUAGGUGCAUUUUUGUUGCUCUGUUUCAUUUUCGGGAUUAUUUGGUAUAAAGCACGUCGUUAUUAUUUAAAGGCUACAGCUUGGACAUCAAACAAUCCUGAUUAUUGUACAAUUUAUGAAGUUGACGAUUGGGAAAUUACUAAAGACGAUGUUGAUGUUUUACAUUGGAAAUAUCCAAUUGGUCGUGGCAGUUUUGGUACUGUAUAUAAAGGUGUUGUAAAACAGUUGAAAACACCAGCUAAGUUAUUUUAUAACAAUCCAAGAAAUAUACCUGUUGCUAUCAAGACAAUCAGCAUGCACAGCACUUUAUUUGAUCAUCGUGAUUUCAUUAAUGAAGCAUGCUUUAUGAAGCAAUUUCAAAGUUAUCAUCUAGUACGUCUACUUGGUUUAGUAACUAAAACUAAGCAUAAACAUAAAUCGGUAACAUUUACUGAUCGAUGUAUAAAUUUAUUACAUCAGUAUCAUUUUGGUAAACUGUGUCUCUUUGUCAGUCGAAUUUUAAUGUGGACAUCAACUCUACCAUUAUCAUCAUCGUCGUCGUCAUCACCAAACGUAAAACAAUCUUAUUUGCUUACCUCGUCAAUAUCACCUUCAUUACGCAAACAAAUGUUGGAUGGUGAAGAUCUUAAUUGUCACACAUUGGGUUUAUCAAAACAACAAUUUACACACUCUGACGAUACAUCUUUAUUUAAUAACACUCAAUCAAUUGGUUUAAUGAAUAAAGUAGCACCAGAAAGUCCAUUAGUUAUUAUGCAAUUGAUGGCUAAAGGCGAUCUAGCUAGUUAUCUACGUUAUUUAGGAGACAAAGGACAAGGUUCCGUUAAUUCAUCACAAGCGUAUCUAUGGGCAACACAAAUAGCUGAUGGUAUGGCAUACUUAUCUGCUAAACACUAUGUUCAUAGAGAUUUAGCUGCUCGUAAUUGUCUUGUUGAUUCCAAUCUUACGGUUAAAAUUGGGGAUUUUGGUCUGUGCAGAGAUGUUUAUGGACAUGAUUAUUAUCACAAAACAAGUCAUGCUAAACUUCCAAUUCGUUGGAUGGCCCCAGAAUCUCUUCAAACUGCUUACUUUACAACACAAUCAGAUGUUUGGUCUUAUGGAGUUGUUUUGUGGGAGAUAGUUACUAUGGCAUGUCUUCCUUAUCGUGGUAUGUCUCAUGAAGAAGUGGUCAAGUACGUUCUCAGUGGAAAAACACUUCUAUCCAAUGGUUCACCUACCAACUGUCCAGAACUCUUUCGUGCAUUAAUGCUUCAUUGUUGGAACUUCAAUCCCUUGAAGCGACCAACAUUCCUAGGACUAUGCGCUCUACUUUCACCAUGCUUUGGAGAUGCGAAAUUUCGACUGGCUAGUUUUUUUUAUCAUGGUGAACAAAGUUUUGUAAAUAGAGACAAUCGUACAAAGGUUUUGGAAGCCCCUGUUGUUUCAUUAGGUAAAUUGAACAUAUCAUGUAAUCAAGAUCCCGCACAUGCACUUGCGUCUGCUUUGAGUACCUUAUUCUGUGGUACUGAUGAAGAUUCUAGUUAUGAUUACAGUGAUCGAAAUAUUGACCCUCCUGAUGAUUUUUCUGUACCGUCAAUUCAGUUCGGUGCCAUUAGUCGAACAGCGACAGUUAAUGAAAGGUCUAUCGGUAGUGGUCACUUUAAUGAAACUCGUUUGGUGAAUUGUAGUUCUGAAGAUAUAUCUUUGAAACAAAAUGAUGACGGCAUUGCUCUGUCAGAGGUUCAAUGUUUGUUAAGAUUAUGUGAACCAAACUCAAAUCUUGCCGUUCCAGCUUUCGUGGAUUCUGAAUCGUUUCCUUUGAUAUCCAAUCAUAUAAUGAAGUUUGAUCCUGAUGAAUGUACGAACUUUGAACUAAGUAAAACUAGAAACGUUAUCGCAUAA